AUAAUUUUUGAGUUCAACUCUACUUGAACAAUACAUUUUUUAUUAUAAUACAUCCCAAUUUUACUGGUCUCAACCUAGUAUACAAUUUUGUAUUUAAUAACUUAAUAAUCAUAAGAUAACAUAAUUUUUAUUAAACUCUGUAAAAUAGUUAUUAUUUUUUAUCUAGUCAUUGAUUAUGAUGAAUUUGUUCCUUUAUUUAUGUAUAUUAAUUUUAUAUUUUGCCAAUGCUCAAGAUCCUAAAGGCUAUAUUGCUUAUUGCCCUUGUAUGGGUCGUUUUGGCAACCAAGCUGAUCAUUUUUUAGGUGCACUUGGUUUUGCUAAAGCUCUUGACCGCACAUUGUUAUUACCACAUUGGAUUGAAUAUCGUUAUGGACAGCCAAAGUCAGAACAAGUACCAUUUGAUAAGUAUUUUAAUGUUACUCCAUUAUUAGAAUUUCAUAAAGUUCAGCUCAUGAACGAUUUUAUGUCCAAAUUAUCAGGCAGUUUAUGGCCUCCUGAAAACCGUGUCUCUUUUUGUUAUAUGCAACGUGGUGAAAAAGAAGGAUGCAAUGCUAAGUUUGGCAACCCAUUUGAAUCUUUUUGGGAUACAUACUCAAUUGAUUUUUCUUCGUCUGAAUUUUAUUCGCCUUUAAAUUAUGAUGUAUACCAUCAAAAUAUGGCAAAUAAAUGGAAUGAUAAGUAUCCACCAACUGAAUGGCCAGUUUUAGCCUUUGUUGGUGCUCCUGCUAGUUUUCCAAUUCAAAAAGAAAAUAUUUAUCUUCAUAGGUAUUUGAAAUGGAGCGAUGAAAUUGAAGAUUUAGCAAAAAAAUUCAUUGAGCAAACAAUAAAACCUGGUAAAUUUGUUGCAAUACAUUUACGUAAUGGUAUUGAUUGGACACGUGCUUGUGACCACAUAACAAAUAAUAAUUUAUUGUUUUCUGCUCCACAGUGUUUAGGUUAUAGGAAUGAGUAUGGAAAAGCAACUGAAGAAUUAUGUUUUCCAACAUUUGAAAUCAUAAUCAGACAAAUUAAAAGACUAAUAAGGAAAAAUUUAAAUGAUAUAAGUACAUUAUAUGUAGCAUCUGAUAAUAACCAUUUAAUACCAGAAUUGACUCAAGCACUUAACAGCUUUAACGUGAAAAUAGUUAAGUAUAAAAAUGAUAACCCUCAUGUCGAUCUUGCAAUAUUAGGUCAGGCAGACUAUUUUAUUGGCAAUUGCAUAUCAUCAUUUAGUGCUUUUGUGAAACGUGAAAGAGAUUCAAAAGGUUUUCCCAGUGAAUUUUGGGCAUUUCCUACUUAUCAAAAGAAUAGUCAAACUAUAAAAGAAGAACUCUAGUACUAUAAAUUGCAGUAUACUAAUAGUUAUGCGAGUUAUGUUUUAAAAUACAAAAAAUAGUGAUAACAAUAUAUUUUAGAUACAUUGUUUUAUAAUAGUUUGAAAGAAGAUUUGCUUAAGUAAAUUUUUAUUAUUGUAUUUAAAAAUUUU
Molecule: messenger RNA, 1465 nt
Organism: Daktulosphaira vitifoliae (grape phylloxera)
Lineage: Eukaryota; Metazoa; Arthropoda; Insecta; Hemiptera; Phylloxeridae
Product: GDP-fucose protein O-fucosyltransferase 1
Exons: 1
Coding region: 176-1315 (379 amino acids)
Biological process (GO): Notch signaling pathway; protein O-linked glycosylation via fucose
Molecular function (GO): peptide-O-fucosyltransferase activity
Source: RefSeq, a predicted model, not a curated record